Molecule: messenger RNA, 1251 nt
Organism: Talaromyces proteolyticus
Lineage: Eukaryota; Fungi; Ascomycota; Eurotiomycetes; Eurotiales; Trichocomaceae
Product: Rieske [2Fe-2S] iron-sulfur domain-containing protein
Exons: 2
Coding region: 1-1251 (416 amino acids)
Molecular function (GO): 2 iron, 2 sulfur cluster binding; iron ion binding
Source: RefSeq, a predicted model, not a curated record
AUGGCGGCCUCGGUGUUACACUAUUUUGGCUUCGGCAACAACGCUCCCUCAGGUAAGGAGCAAGUUAAAGAUGCACCCGUGCGUGCUUUGCCAGCAUCAUGGUAUACUUCUCCAGAUAUGUAUGAGUUGGAGCGUCGUGCCAUCUUCUCCAAGAGAUGGAUCUUCCUCACCCACAGCUCGCGGAUAAAGGAGUCCGGCGACUGGCUUCGAUAUGAGAUUGCAGGGUUCGACUUUAUCGUUGCUCGUGAUCGACAGGAUAAUGUCAACGCAUUCCACAAUGUCUGCAGACACCGAGCAUACCCUGUGAUCGAGAAAGAGGGUUCGGGAAAUAACAAGAUCUUGUCUUGUCGAUAUCACGGCUGGUCUUAUGGACUGAAUGGAAAACUCGCCAAGGCUCCUGGAUAUCAAGACCUGGAUGGGUUCGACAAGGAACAGAAUGGCCUUUUCCGGAUCCAUGUCAAGGUCGACGUUAAUGGCUUCAUCUGGGUUAAUCUAGAUGCGAAUGAAGUUCCAGAAGUACCAUGGGAGGAGCAUUUUGCAAAUGUCGACAAACAAGAGCGGUAUAAAGUCUACAAUUUUGACGACUACGACCUCGACCAUUCUUAUGAGCUUGAUGGUCACUACAACUGGAAGAUUCUGGCUGAUAAUUUCAACGAAUGCUAUCACUGCCCUACAACACACGCCGACAUCCCUCAAUUUCUCAACCUCGAGUCUUUCGACAGCGAUCUAAAAGAUGGACAUAUCCAGCACCAUUGCGAGUCUACCGCAGAACAGAUGGAGAAAGGCCUUUAUACCGCCAGCACAUAUUACUUCCCUGUGUCUGCUAUGGUCGUUUCACCGCAUUUUAUCAUGAUCCAGAAAUUCCUCCCCACGGGUCCCACCAGCUCCAAGAUGGCCUACGAGAUCUACCGAAACAGAAACUCCGCCGAAAACGACUUCAGACUUAUCAGUGAUAUGUAUGAGCGCGUCAUGAAAGAAGACAAAGUCCUCUGCAACAAUGCACAGAAAAACCUCGAUCGAAAUGUUUUUAUUAGUGGUCAACUACACCCUAAGUACGAGAAGGCACCGCUAUUUUUCCAGAGUACAGUUCGCGAUGUCAUCACGAAGCAUUUUGAGCUUGAAAAAUCAGAGGGACGGGAGAUUUGGCCCGCGAAACGCAAAAUACAACGCAACGCGGAAGUGAGUGAGAAAGACGAGGAGAUCUGUGCAGCUCUCAGCUGUGGAGCCCUGAAAGAAGGUUUGGCUUGGUAA